CACCUCGUUGACGUAACACGGGUCCGUUUGCUCUGAAGCGAAGCGCGUCGCACGUGGCGAGAAACGCGGUAUUUCUCUGCCACUUCUGAUUUUCCUCUUUUCUCCCCUGAUAUCGGCCUUGAUUGGCCACCUGCAGCGCACUACGAGAUUGCCUAGUAUCGCGACAAGACUUACCCAACCCGCAUACGCUGUGUUUCACCGGUCGCAAUGCUCUUGAGGAAAAAGUACAUCCUUGGUGAUUUCACCAAAUACGGCGUCGGCAAGCUCGGACUUCAGUUUGCGGCCGUUGCGGACAUGGAUCACUACGAGUUCGCAGAAAAGGUAUACCUGGACGAGAGGAAGAACACCCAUCGGUGUCACAUGGUCCGCGUGGGUCAUUACUCAUUCAAGAGCGGAGGCCCCCCAGUAUGGGCAGAAGCGACGGGAGAGCGCAUACGAUACUACUCAGGCGCAGGAGUCCAAGUGACCCCAUUGGUUCAUAAUGUCCAUUCCUCGAAAGUCUAUUACGAUCCGCCUUUCAGUCAUAUCGGCGGGGGACUGGACUAUAGCAGCGUAAAGCCUGGUAUGAGCUCAGAACGGAGACUCGAGCGGGCUAUAGUUGAGGCUGUAGUCAACUUCUCCUUCCUCAAGAGUGGACGCUUGGAGCAAGUCUCGGAUAUGGUCAACCUGGACAUACUGAGCAGCUUCAGACAGGCAUGCAGAAACUUUGGCCUAUAUCAGAGAUCUCGAGACAACGCGGACAAUGCCGACUACCAUCGGAGUUUGGGAAACGGACCAUCUACUCCAGUAUCAAGCCGCAGGCUAUGUCCCUUUGUGGCCCCUCCGUCUACCGAGCGAAAUGGGCAGCUGGCAGUCUGCGACGGGAAUCUGGGCUCGCUCGUUUUACGCAAACGCCAGUUUGCAGGACUCAACGAUGAUUUGACUGGUGAUCUACAACGUGACUCGAAUAAACGUCCUCGUCUGCUCGAGGACAGCAUCAAUCGUGACGCACAAAUGCACGCGCAGAUAGAACGCGAAGUAUGGAAUCUUAGAGCUCAGCUCGUAGAACAGGAGGCAAAGACUAGUGCCGCGAAAGACAGGCUUAUGCGAGAAAAGACGAAGCGACGCGAAGCACAGGCGGAACGUGACGCGUGUAAAGAGGAGUACAAGACCCAGCAGGCUCUAUCUGAAUCUGCUACCGAACAGAUCAAGCAAGAGGAAGGGAAAAAGGAUUGGAAGGCUAUGUUAUCCGCUCAAGAAAAGAAGACUCAAGACUACAAACUCAAGUACAUUGCGAUGAAAGAGGAGAAGGCUGAGUGGGAAGCACAGAAACAGGAGAUGAGAGGUACAAUCGUCACUCUCGCUUCAAAAGUCACCAGCCAGAGAGCUCAUAACAGGAUCGCCAAUGCUGGUCACAUGAGGAAGCGGGAGGAGAAGACCAUCUUGCACAAGGAAGCGAUAAAGGUGUUGUCAACAGAGCUUGCCAAAGAGAAGGAAGCAAGGGUCUUCUGGCAAAGAACAUGGCACAGUAGCCUACCGGGCAGUUCGCGGAACCGUCCACUACCCCCGUCGUCUCCGACAGCUCCACGAAAUCAAAACUCUAGUAUGGAGAUCAUAAGGGCGCCCCUCGAUCAUCGACGUACAAAGCCGCAUCAGAGCACACCCGGUCUUAGGGAGACUGUACCACUCCCACAGGGUAUGCGCAGAUGAGCUAGAGCUAAUGACCCUUGAAGCACUUUAGGUGCGUUCAAUUGGCAGAGGUAUGGCAUUGGAGAAGCUGUUGAUAUGAGAAGGUGGUAUUUGUCUGAGAGAUUCUGGUUGUAUGAGUGUUGCAGACUACAAUGUAUUUGUAGAACAUAUAAUCCAAACUAU
Molecule: messenger RNA, 1851 nt
Organism: Alternaria rosae
Lineage: Eukaryota; Fungi; Ascomycota; Dothideomycetes; Pleosporales; Pleosporaceae
Exons: 4
Coding region: 208-1689 (493 amino acids)
Source: RefSeq, a predicted model, not a curated record